CACCUUCUGAUAAUGAAAAGCUUGGAAAAUGGAAGAUAGAAAUAAAAGAGUCUAAUCUUGUGAUAAUGACAGGGAGACCCCUUUUGAGUGGGUAAGGAGGAAAGUCCUAAUCAAGGGAUGGUGCUGAGCACUCAAGCUUAUAUACACAAUAUCAUCAAAAGGACAAAGAUAUAUAUCAAACAUGGAUGUUCCAACUACCAUCAGUUGAUCCUCUUCAAAUAACAACAUUCCAGUGAAGUGGACGCGAAGAAACAGACUUCAAACCCCAUGAUUUUUUACCUUGUUUUAAAAGGAACUCCAUCUCUGUCACUAGCUACUACUCCUGCUAAGCAUGGACAAAGAAGAGGGCAAAUUGGUUGUCAUGGGACGAGCUGAGAUUGAUACCCGACCACCCUUCCGGUCGGUUAAAGAUGCCGUCAUGUUGUUCGGAGAACGAGUUCUAGCUGGCGAGAUUGCCAAUAAACUCAAAAAGAUUGAAGCAAGUGAAAGUGGGCACUCACAUUCCAGAAUGGGAGCUUUAACAGCUGAGCUAGAGGAAACGAAACUUGGCCUCCAGAAAGCAAGAGAAGAAGCUGAACUAAUGGCAAACUGCAUGAGAUCACUUAGAGAAGAACUAGAACAAGCAAAGAAAGAGCUACGAUGGCUAAAGGCAAAGGAAAUGUUUAAGAAGCAACCUAUUAUUAUUGAUGAUCCUGAGAUUGAAGACCUCAAGUUCAUUGAAAAUGCAACCAAAAUGGAGAUGAAGAACCGAACUAUUGAUUAUGAUAAUGAUGACGACGACGACGAUGCUGAGUUUGGAAAGAAGAGAUAUGUGAAAUUUGCUAGUCCUCCUUCAUUGGCUAGGAUCAUUGUUACGAAAGAGGAAACUCCCUCAACUAAAAAGACCAUGAAGAAGUCACUAGUGCCUAUUUUAGGAUGGCUAAGAAUUUCAAGUAAAAAGGGAAACCAAGAGGCUGAAUCUCCCAGAAAUUGAGAUGCAAAAAUAUUUCAUCAACAGAAAAUUGGGUAGUUUCACAUAUUAAGUUCUGUUUUGCUUCAGAUGAUCUUAAAAGCAUGCUCUCAAAGUAUUAAUAAGUGAGAGUUUUUAUUUUUUGGUCCAAAGAGAUUUUUUUUUUUUUUUUUU
This is a messenger RNA of Manihot esculenta (cassava), 1123 nucleotides long. Its product is annotated as WEB family protein At3g51220. The transcript has 3 exons. NCBI's taxonomy places the organism in Eukaryota, Viridiplantae, Streptophyta, Magnoliopsida, Malpighiales, Euphorbiaceae. The coding region runs from base 332 to 973 and encodes 213 amino acids. The record is from RefSeq and is a predicted model, not a curated record.